This is a messenger RNA of Leptonychotes weddellii (Weddell seal), 1576 nucleotides long. The record is from RefSeq and is a predicted model, not a curated record. Lineage: Eukaryota; Metazoa; Chordata; Mammalia; Carnivora; Phocidae.
AGGAGAAAACAACUUCCUGGUUUCUCUCAGAGGCUUGAGAAACACUGUAGGGGUCCGGAGGAGCUUUCAAGUUGCUUUCUUUGGGUCAGUCCCCGAGACCAAGACCAAGACCGAGGCCAGCGACUUGUGGUGUAGAGCUCCCCAGGGGUAAACAGUGGCUUAUCUUGCCCCUAAAGGUCAGGCCCUGCUGCUCAGAAGAAAGCCAGCCUCUCGGCUGCUCCAGGCCAUUCCCACAGCAGCUCGGAUGGUGGGUCAGGAGGCUGAGCCCCGUGCCCCUGGAACUCCGUCAAGGGAGAAGAGCUCGGCCAGCCUGUUGCAGGAAGCUACUUCACAGGGUGAGCAGACUUUUGGAACACGUAGACAUUAGGACCGAUGCCCAUUUCAUGACCCUAAACCGCAGCGCCGGGCUCUCUUUGACGGACCACCCAGCUGUAUGAAGGGAAAAUAAUCUUUCAUGUCUCCACAGGGCAGCCUGAAGAUGGCCAAUUACACGUCAGCCCCGGAGGAUGACUAUGACGUCCUCAUAGAGGAUGACCUGAAUAGCAAUGAAAUAGGACCAUGCGACCCCUAUGACCCCAAGAUCCUGGUGGCCCAGGUGGUACCCCAGCUCUCCACCACCGUGUUCCUGACUGGUCUCCUGGGCAGUCUCUUGGUUGUGCUUAUCCUGGUGAAACAUAAAGGACUCAAGCACAUGGAAGAUAUCUAUCUCCUGAACUUGGCGGUUUCAAAUUUGUGUUUCUUGCUGGCCCUGCCAUUCUGGGCCUACACUGCGACACACGGGGGGGUUCUCGACAACCCCUUCUGUAAAAUUCUAGUGGUCCUGUACUCCAUAGGCCUAUAUAGCGAGGCAUUUUUCAACGUCCUCCUGACUGUGCAUAGGUACCUGGUGUUUUUCCCCGUGAGCCUUCCCUCAACCACCAGGACGACACGCUGGGGCAUGAUCUCAAGUAUUCUGGCGUGGGUCCUAGCCGCUCUGGUCAUUUUGCCCGAAUCCGUGUUUUAUAAAGCUCAGAUGGGAAGCCAGACAUACAAGUGCUUCUUGAGACUACCUCACUUCCUGCUGGCGGAGGAGACAUCCUGGAAGCGUUUUCUGACCUUAAAGAUGAACAUUUUGGGACUUCUUUUUCCACUGUGCGUUUUUGUCUUUUGCUACGCGCGAAUGAGAAAAAUACGAAGGUCUGGGGAGAGGAGGUCUGGCCUUUCUAAGCUGGUUUUUGCCAUUAUGGCUGUUUUCCUUCUGAUGUGGGGACCUUACAACAUUGCACUUUUCCUGUCCACUUUCAAAGAAUCUUUCUCCCUGCACGACUGCAAGAGCAGCUAUAACCUGGACAGGAGCAUUCAGAUCCUGAGAAUUGUCGCAGCCACCCACUGCUGCGUCAAUCCCCUCCUCCAUGCGUUCCUUGACCCCACAUUCAGAAGACACCUUGGCCGUCUUUGCUGUGUGCACGAUGGCCGUUUGCUUCAGUCCAGAGAGGAAUCUACACGAGAUGCCUCCAGGGAAGAACGUGACCAUUCCACCAAAGUGUAAACUAGCUUCCGUCAAAGGCGGGACAAAUAAACAUUGAUUUUUAUAUCA